AUGGGUGUCCCAUCGUUUUUCAGAUGGCUGUCUCGAAAAUAUCCCAAAAUCAUAUCUCCGGUAUUAGAAGAACAACCUCAGGUUGUAGAUGGCGUCAUAUUACCAAUGGAUUACUCUGCCCCAAAUCCAAAUGGUGAGUUAGACAAUCUAUAUUUGGAUAUGAACGGUAUUGUCCACCCAUGUUCGCAUCCAGAAAACAAGCCACCUCCAGAGACUGAGGACGAAAUGCUUUUGGCAGUUUUCGAAUAUACCAAUCGUGUGCUGAAUAUGGCAAGACCACGGAAGGUACUUGUUAUGGCUGUUGAUGGUGUUGCUCCUCGUGCUAAAAUGAAUCAACAGCGAGCACGUAGAUUUAGAAGUGCUAGGGAUGCUCAAAUUGAAAACGAAGCCAGAGAGGAAAUUAUGAGACAACGUGAAGAAGUUGGUGAGAUAAUCGACGAUUCUGUUAGGAACAAGAAAACCUGGGAUUCAAAUGCAAUCACACCCGGUACCCCGUUCAUGGAUAAGCUUGCCGCGGCUCUACGUUAUUGGACGGCUUUCAAACUGGCCACCGACCCUGGUUGGAAAAAUCUACAGGUAAUUAUCAGUGAUGCUACCGUCCCUGGUGAAGGUGAACAUAAAAUCAUGAACUUUAUUAGGUCUCAAAGAGCCGAUCCCGAGUACAAUCCUAAUACUACGCAUUGUAUAUACGGUUUGGACGCAGAUCUAAUUUUUUUAGGUCUUGCUACCCAUGAACCACAUUUUAAGAUUUUAAGAGAAGACGUCUUUGCUCAAGAUAAUCGGAAAAGAAACAAUUUCAAGGAUACAAAUAAUAUGACUGAAGAAGAAAAAGAGCUCCUUCAAAAGCAAAACGCCGAACAGCCUUUCUUGUGGUUGCACAUAAAUGUUUUGAGGGAAUAUCUGUCCGCUGAGUUAUUGGUUCCAGGCCUUCCCUUUACAUUUGAUUUGGAAAGGGCUAUUGACGAUUGGGUUUUCAUGUGCUUUUUCUGCGGUAAUGACUUUUUGCCGCAUCUACCGUGCUUAGAUGUCAGGGAAAAUAGUAUUGAUAUUCUUUUAGAUAUUUGGAAGGUGGUCCUACCGAGGUUGAAAACAUACAUGACUUGUGAUGGUGUCUUGAAUCUUCCUUCUGUCGAAACACUGUUGCAACACCUUGGUUCCCGUGAAGGGGAUAUAUUCAAAACAAGACACAUUCAAGAAGCAAGGAAGAAAGAAGCUUUUGAAAGAAGAAAAGGGCAGAAAAAUAUGUCAAAAGGUCAAGAUAGACAUCCUGUAGUGGCUACAGAACAAUUACAAAUGUAUGAUACGCAAGGUAACUUGGCAAAAGGUUCAUGGAACUUGACUACCAGUGAUAUGGUGAGAUUGAAAAAGGAGCUGAUGCUUGCGAAUGAAGGAAACGAAGAAGCAAUUGCCAAAGUUAAAGAGCAGAGUGACAAAAACAAUGAGCUGAUGAAAAAUAUUAGUAAAGAAGAAAUAGAUGAUGCAGUCACUAAGGCUAAUAAAUCCAACUUCAAUCUUGCCGAAGUCAUGAAACAAAAACUAAUAAAUAAGAAGCAUCAUCUUGAGAAGGAUAACGAAGAGGAGGAAGAAAUUUCCAAGAAUAGUAAAAAAAUUAAGACAGAGAAGAUUGAUUCAGAAGGCGAUCUUGAUGCAGAAAUCAAAGCAGAGAUUACAGCAGAUGUAUACGAUAGAGAAGACGCCGAGACUCUAGAAAUAUCGAGAAAUUCAUCCGCUUACAAUACCUCCAUCGCCAGCGAAGCCCCCCCGAACGGGGUCUUUGAUACGGACGAAUAUGUCAAACUGUUUGAACCUGGUUAUCAUGAAAGAUAUUAUACAGCGAAGUUUCGCAUUGCUCCUAAAAAUAUCGACCAACUGAGAACAGAUAUGGUAAAAUGCUAUAUCGAAGGUGUAGCUUGGGUAUUGAUGUAUUAUUAUCAAGGCUGUGCCUCCUGGAAUUGGUUUUAUCCCUACCAUUAUGCUCCCCUGGCAACUGACUUCCAUGGAUUCUCUCACUUGCAAAUGAAAUUCGAAGAAGGUACUCCGUUCUUACCCUUUGAACAGUUAAUGAGUGUCUUACCAGCUGCAUCUGGUCAUGCUUUGCCAAAAAUUUUUCGAUCUUUAAUGUCUCAACCUGAGUCAGAAAUCAUUGAUUUUUACCCCGAAGAAUUUCCUAUAGAUAUGAAUGGUAAGAAGAUGUCCUGGCAAGGCAUAGCACUGCUACCAUUCAUCGACCAAGACAGAUUAUUAACAGUCGUCCGCGCGCAAUAUCCUUUACUAUCUAGUGCUGAGCGGGCAAGAAAUGUUCGUGGCAUGCCUGUUUUACUGAUAAGCAACAGAAACGCUAAUUAUGACAGGUUUUCAAAGAAAUUGUACUUGAAAGAUAAUAACAACCUUGUUGAAAUAAAGUUUCAACAUUUCAAGAGUGGGUUAAGUGGUAUUGUAUCGAAGGAUGUGGAAGGGUUUGAAUUGAAUGGGAAGAUGGCCUGUCCAAUUAAAGGAGGAUCGUUACCAGAUUUAUCCACUAGUUUAAUUUUGAAGAUGUCAUACAGAUUAAUUCCAUUGCCAUCAAGGAAUAAAUCCAUUAUAUUGAACGGAUUCAUUCCGUCAGAACAGGUACUAACGGCUUAUGAACUUGAUUCCAUAAUGUACAAGUAUAAUAACCAAAACUAUUCCCGCCGUUGGAACUUUGGAAAUGAUUUGAAGCAAAAUAUUGUUCCAGUCGGACCUAAAGGUGUCACUCAAUACAAACCAAGGACUGGCGGUUACCGUGCCUUCUUUUACUUUGCUGAGCUCAAUAGAAACAACAUUCAGCCCGUCAACAGCUAUGGUAAGAACAGCUACAACACUCAAUCUGGUUCUAAUAACAGUAGGUACAAUGGUGGAAACAGUAAUUACAGCAAUAAUUAUGGCAAUAGUUACGGCAAUGGUUACAGACAGAAUUCCAGUUACAGGGGCAACGACCUUUCCGGAAGUAGGAAUGGUGGACAAUAUCGCGGCAACGGCUACUCCCGGAAUAACAACCAGAGUCGGUAUGGCAACUCAAAAUAA
This is a messenger RNA of Saccharomyces kudriavzevii IFO 1802, 3045 nucleotides long. It is a transcript of the gene RAT1, whose product is annotated as ssRNA exonuclease RAT1. The transcript has a single exon. NCBI's taxonomy places the organism in Eukaryota, Fungi, Ascomycota, Saccharomycetes, Saccharomycetales, Saccharomycetaceae. Gene Ontology annotation, biological process: nuclear-transcribed mRNA catabolic process. Gene Ontology annotation, cellular component: nucleus. Bases 1 to 3045 code for a protein of 1014 amino acids. Gene Ontology annotation, molecular function: RNA binding; 5'-3' RNA exonuclease activity. The record is from RefSeq and is a predicted model, not a curated record.